Molecule: messenger RNA, 931 nt
Organism: Glycine soja
Lineage: Eukaryota; Viridiplantae; Streptophyta; Magnoliopsida; Fabales; Fabaceae
Exons: 1
Coding region: 108-749 (213 amino acids)
Source: RefSeq, a predicted model, not a curated record
AGUUUUGGUCUCAUCCUUAAAUCAUGCGCAUUCACAUCCCCAUUCUCAUCCGCAUCCUGCUCUCAACAUAAAACAACACUCUGGCUCUCCCUCCACCGCCCCAGGCCAUGGCGGCCGGAGUCUCUGCUCCGCCCCCCGCCCCGCAGGCGCCGAGGCCAAAGCGGCCUCGGCCUCCGUCGGGGCGCACCAACCUAGCCUCCUGCGUGGUGGCCACCAUCUUCCUAAUCUUCAUCAUCAUCGUUAUCCUCAUUGUAUACUACACCGUCUUCAAACCCCAGGACCCCAAAAUCGCCGUCAACGCCGUCCAGCUCCCCUCCUUCUCCGUCGCUAACGGCACCGUCAACUUCACUUUCUCCCAGUACGCCUCCGUUAGAAACCCUAACCGUGCCGCGUUCACCCACUACGACAGCUCCCUCCAGCUCAUCUACUCCGGCAGCCAGGUCGGCUUCAUGUUCAUCCCCGCCGGCGAGAUCGACGCUGGCAGGACGCAGUACAUGGCAGCCACCUUCUCCGUCCAGUCCUUCCCCCUCUCGGUGCCGCCCAGGAUGGGCCCCACAUUGGCCAACGGCGACGGAGUGGGCUUCAACUAUGGGCUUAGGGUUGAGCCCACUAUGGAAAUCGAGUCCAAGUUGGAGAUGGCGGGGCGUGUCAAAGUGUUGCACUUCUUCACCCAUCACGUUUAUGCCAAAGCCGGUUGCAGGGUUGCCAUUGCCGUAACUGAUGGAUCUGUCUUAGGUUUUCACUGCUAAUUCUUCUUCUUCUUUUUUUUUUUUUUGUAACUCUAGACUUUUUAAUAGUAAAAAAGUAAAACUGUAAUUGUUACUUGUUAGUCAUGUUAAGUAACCAAACCCAAGGCGUCACGAUUAAAAUUGUAAAGAUGAUUUUCAAUUUUCCUUCUCGAAUGCAAAGUUUCGCCAUUUUGUUUGUCGAA